Messenger RNA from Calliphora vicina (urban bluebottle blowfly), 1239 nucleotides. RefSeq names its product Pallidin (gene Pldn). Gene Ontology annotation, cellular component: transport vesicle; BLOC-1 complex. The coding region runs from base 130 to 723 and encodes 197 amino acids. Gene Ontology annotation, biological process: intracellular transport. The record is from RefSeq and is a predicted model, not a curated record. Lineage: Eukaryota; Metazoa; Arthropoda; Insecta; Diptera; Calliphoridae. The transcript has 5 exons.
UAUUUUUUUUUAUUGUUUACUUUAGUAUUUUUUUUGUAUAUUUUGUUAAUUAAACUUUCUAAAUAUUUAUUAAAAGUUAUAUUUUUGUUAAUUUUAUACGUUGAUUUAGUAGCAAAUAAUAAACCAAAUAUGUUGAAAAGUAAUAAUUUCAAUAGUAUUGUCGAUGAUUUAUCAGCAUUUAGUUCAGCCGCAAAUGUGGAGGCCUUAAGACCUACAACUUUAGAAGUGGACAGCACUGAUGAAUUGUUGGAGGAAGCCCAAACUAUUAAUAAUAAUAACAAUACAAAGUUUCAAACAAAUGAUAAUGCAAACGCAGUUUCAACAGAUACAGCGGGUGAGGCAGCAAUGCCGGAAACUACCUCCUUAGCAGCUUUACAACUAACAGCGGGAGUGUUGCAAUCUUAUGCUCCGCCCAUAGCCAAGGCCAGAGUACAACUUAAGGAAUUAAUACAAAAGCAAAAUAAAAUCUAUAUUGAUUUAUCGACGGAAAAGGUUAAAUUGGACAAUGCUGAAGUAGCCAAAUUGCAGGACAUGAUGAACAAUGUUAAAGUGUGCAGAGAGAAAUUGUUGAAAAUUAAAAAGCACAUGCAAAAUAUUUAUCAGCGUACGAAAGUAUUAAAGAAAAGAGCCAUUAAUAUACAAACGUGCAAAGAAAAAGAAUUACAGCGUAAAUUACAAAAACAGCAGCAGGAAGAAUCUUUAAUUGGCAAACAACCGCAAUAAAAUAUAAUUAAUUUAAAAAAAAUAAGACUACUAAAUAAUUUUUAUAUAAAAAAAAUCUAUUUUUAUAUAUAAAUAAAUUUUUAAUUGUUACCCAUUUUUUUAUAUAUUUAAAUAUAUUUAUAAACUUAUAACAAAUAUAUAUAUUAUACUAUUAUUUAAAAAAAAUAUAUAUUUCAAUUAGUUUAUUUAAUUAAAUUUUAUAGCUAAAAAACCUUUUAUAGAAAAAUUUAAAUAUACAAUUUUUCUGUUAAAAAAAAACUUUGGUGUUUUUUAAAUACAUAAAUAUGUUAUGAAAAAAAUGGAAAGUAUAAAAUUCAAACAACCACAUUCAAAAUUACAUUAAAUAAAAUUAAUAAAUUAAAUUAAAAAAAAUAAUGAAUUUAAAAUUACAAAAAAAAAAAAUACUUUAAAAAUGACCAGUUUAUACAUGCAGUUGCUUUAUGUUUAAAAAUUAUUAUAAAUAUUUUGUAUACUUAUAUAGAAAUUCGUUAGAUAAAUAUAAAGUUUUAAAAACAU